This is a messenger RNA of Notothenia coriiceps (black rockcod), 3147 nucleotides long. Its product is annotated as hydrocephalus-inducing protein homolog. NCBI's taxonomy places the organism in Eukaryota, Metazoa, Chordata, Actinopteri, Perciformes, Nototheniidae. The transcript has 20 exons. Gene Ontology annotation, biological process: cilium movement; axonemal central apparatus assembly. Bases 1 to 3147 code for a protein of 1048 amino acids. Gene Ontology annotation, cellular component: axoneme. The record is from RefSeq and is a predicted model, not a curated record.
AUGUGUGCACAGACCCCUGUUGGCAGGAAGAACAAGAAGGCCCACAGCAAGAUUAUGUCUCCGAUACUGAGUCAAAUAGCUGCACCAGCUGAAGCAGACAAGGUGUCCCCACAGGAAAUCAUCCCUCACAUCGUGCUGAAUGUAACGGGGAAAGACUCUCCGAGUGCCACUGAGCUGCUCAAAGGCAGCACCCUGCCUCAGCUGGUCCAGGUUUUGGAUGAUCUGGGGUUGGGACCCAGCGGCCCACCCAUCCCUCCCCCCGCCACUUUCUCUGUGGUUCCUUUUCCCAAAAGCAGAGAGCAAUCUAUGAGUAAAGUCACCUGCAGCCGUUUCACCUUCCUGGUUCCCUCAGGGCAGGAGGAACAGGAUGAGGAGAAGAAAGACUCAGAGGAAGAUUUACAUGCAUCAGUUGUAAAGGAAGAGGCAACACAUUCCAAAGGUCGCAGCAAAGGCAGCACUAAGGAGGGUGCAGUAACAAAGGACAAAAAGAGUCAAAAGAGCAAGAGACAAACUUCAGCCAAGACAAAAACAAAGGUCCCGGUCAUUUCUCGCACAUCUGCACGCGACUCACUGGACUGCAGCGAACAAGACCUACACCAAGGAAACUUAGAGCUGAAACGCAGCCAGAGCCUGACACAUUUUCGCUGGGUUGUACCAGCCAACAGUGAGGUGGUUCUGAAGAUUUGGUUUUACUCAGAAUCCCCAGAGACAUUUGAACAGACCUUCAACUUUGAGCUGCUGGGGACCCAGAGACUCUACCAGCUCCUCUGCACGGGGAUUUGCACCUAUCCCUCCAUCUGCAAAGACCACACGACUCUUUUUGCUUUCAGUAAGAAGGUAUCACAAAUGGAAAAGGGGCUCGAAAAGACUUACGCAAUCAAACCUGGGUGCUUUGAGUUUGGACCGUUACUCUGUGGAAAGACCAGAGACAGAUACAAGGAAAGUAGGUACCCUGAGAACACAGAGAGACUAGUGAUUCAAAACACUUCAGGCCUAGAGGCUGAGGUCCAGUUCAGUUUCCAGCACGACACCCAGGCUGCCACAUAUCUGCUGCACCCCCCGACAAUGACUCUCAAACCUGACCAGAAACAGGAAUUGACAGUGUGGGCCUACCCAACAAACAUUGGACAAAUGAAAGACAGUAUAAUUUGCCAAAUCAAAGACAAUCCAGAGCCUGUCAUCAUCAACAUCUCCUGCUGGGGCGUGCGGCCAGAGCUGGAGCUGGAAAGCAAGCAUUUGCACUGUAACAGGACUAUGCUGCACAGGCGUAACAGCUGUAGUGUGACGCUGCAUAAUAAGACGGCCCUGCCGGUGUCUUGGAAGCUGCAGGGUGUGGACGAGUUGGGAGAUGAGUUCAGUUUGCCACAGGAUCAAGGCGUCAUCUCAGCUAACUCCUCUUUCCUCCUGAGCUUGCACUUCAGGGCCAAAAAGCCACUCCACAUAAAGAAGAUCCUACGUUUGGAGGUAUCAGAUGUGGAGAAGAUUUUAGGCGUCAUGCAAACAGAAAACAUACAGGUCACAGCUGAAGCCUACGAUGUCGCUCUGGAAAUCAUACCUGCAGAUGGCUGUCUUGACUUUGGAACCAUCAAAGUUUUUGAAGAGGGCAAAAUGUCUCUCAGGUUGAAAAACCAAGGGAAAUAUGAAACAGCCUACAAGUUAACACUUCAGCAGACUGACCUACCCCAGCCAAACCUGGAAUCCAUUUUCACGUUGUCCCCUUGGAGUGGUACUCUAAUGCCCCACGAGAAGCCCACCACAGUGCAGAUCCUCUGCAAAGCCAAUACAGAAAUCUCAAUGAUAGAGCGGCCUAUCCUGCUCUGCCAGUUGAUUGAACCCAACAUUGGGAAUGGAGAAGUCGUCGCCACACUAACCAUCAACAUUUCAGUCAAGUCGGUCUUCUCCAGGUACAAGAUCACACCUGCCUGUGACAUCAACUUUGGUCCUCUGGUCUACGGCUACAAGAAAAGUGAGAGCUUCACCAUUGAGAACAACGGAACCUUUGAGACCCGUUACAGUGUAUGCCACUUGAUCACAGACGCCACCUCACCGGGAAAGCAAGGGGGUCCCGGUAAGAAGAGCCAAUCAGAGAGAGCCACUGGUGCCACUAGCAAAGUGAGACGUGAGUCCAUUCAGAGAGACUUGAGUAUUACACAGAAUCGCCUCACCAUUGGGGUGUUCUCUGUGUCCCCCUGUAAUGGCAGCUUGAAUCCAGGGUCUCAGCAGGUGGUGACAGUGGAAUGUGUUUCUGAUCAGCUUGGCAGCUGGAACCAGGAUUUGCUUAUUGACAUCAGUGACCGUGACCCCUUAGACCACCCUGAUGGCAUUCCUUACAAACUGCUGGCUGAGGUCUGCAAGCCAGGUAUAUCGUUGGACAUGGCUUCCAUCUUUGAGGAGCACCAUCUGUGUAACAACAGCAGUCAGCUCUCCUCAGAGCAGUUCUGCAAUGCUGAAGGAAUUUACGUCCAGGACGAGAACAAGUUUGUUUUCAACAAAGCCCUGGUCGGGCGCACUGCCAAGGCCCGCUUCAAACUCACCAACAACAGCAAGGUGCCCUGUGCGCUCAGCUUGGCCAUCAAAUAUGUUGGCGCUAAGCCGUCUCGUGGAGCGGAUGUUUUUGAUUUGUCUGCUACGACACUGAGCAUUCCUGAACAGUCCCACGUGUUCGCCGUGGUCACCUUCACACCUCAGGCCAUGCAGCUCUACAGUGCUGUGUUCGAGGCCACGAUGGAUGUAACCAGCAGAAUGACACCUACAUUCAAGAGCAAGGUGCUGGAGUUUGACCUAAUGGGAGAGGGGAAUAUGCCCAGUGUGUGUGUGGUGCGUCCGGUUCUAAGGACUAGCAGAGGGAGCCCGAGGCUGCAGUUCACACGAGUAUCAGCAGGGCGGCGACAUACCCGGCCCCUGGUGCUGCUCAAUGACGGAAAUGUUCCAGCACAGGUACAGAUUGACAUGCUGGAUAAACAUGGAGUGUUCACCCUCAAAGCUGCUCCUGGCAACACUUGCAGCGCCAUCUACUCCUCACAGAUUGAAGGCACUACCAAGUGUCAGUGUGUCAACAGAGAAACUCAGAUCUGCAUCCUCCGCAGCGUUUCCUCUCAUUCAGCCCGACUGACCUCCGACAAACAAGAAGCUCGUCUCCUGACCUGA